AUGCAGGGCUCGGGCUUCCCGCCGCUCGGCCACCUGCCGCACUGGCAGCGGGCGGGGCAGGCGGAGCGGCCCGGCCGGCCCCUCGCGCCCGGCGGGCCCGGCCCGUCCGAGGCCGCCCCGCCGCCCACGCCCCCCUCGAGGCGGGCGGGCCCCGAGCUGGAGCGCAGCCUGCAGUUCCUGCAGCAGCAACACGGCGAGACGCUCCGGCAGCUGCACCAGGAGAUCGACCGGCUGAAGCGGCGCAACCAGGAUCUGCAGUACCGGCUCAUCAUGCAGCCGCUGCUCCAGCAGGCAGAGGCGGAGCCGAGGGCCGGCGAGGACGAGACCCCGGCCGAAGAGGAGGCGGCCCCGGAGGGGAGCCCCGAUUGGGCGGAGGACGCCGAAGGCCUCAGCCCGGAGCCCCAGGAGGCGGCGGCGGCGGCAGCGGCGGCGGCGGCAGCAGCCCCCCCGGCCAGAGACUCGUCCGUCUGCAACCGGAGGACGUCUCCGAUGCCUCUGCUUCCUCCCACAACAAGCCAGAGCAGGGCUGGAGACGUGAAAAUCCCGUCUGCAUCUUCCAACCCCUUCUUGGUGAAUGUGCUGCCUUCCUACAUGCGGAAGCCCCCCAGCCUGGAGGAAUGUGAGGUGGUGAUUCGCCAGCUGUGGAACAUUAACCACAUGCAGAUGCAAGAGCUGAUGUACCUGAGAUCAUGCCUGGACGAUAUACACAAGACCAAAAGAAUUCCGGAAGAUUACAUGUUGGCUGGUCAACUUGGGAGCCAGGACAGCACGAAGUUGCCCAGAGUGAGGAACGCCCCAAAGAAAUGCCGGAUCCUGACCCCGCUGCCCGCUGCCGAAAGAGCCGUGCUGCCCGCCCUGAAGCAGACGCUGGGGAAUGCCUUUGCCGAGAGGCAGAAACGAGCACAGGCCGUUCAGAGGAACCGGCUGCACAGGACCGCCCUGUAGCCAGGAGACCACCACCCCACCAGCCACCUCGGCAGCCGGCUGCCCUUGGGGCCCCCCCCCCCGGGCCCCCGGGGCCGCUUGGGGGGCCCUCCCCCCCCCCCCGAUUCUUGUUAGACUUUGUAUGUAUGCCGACUUUCGUGCUCGCCGCACGACAGAGAGCCAGAGUUCUAGUGCUUAGUUGCGAAGACCGUCUUGCCGUCCAAAGCAGCGCUCUCCUCCGUCUGCCAUAG
Pseudonaja textilis is the source of this 1175-nucleotide messenger RNA. RefSeq names its product coiled-coil domain-containing protein 74B-like. The record is from RefSeq and is a predicted model, not a curated record. NCBI's taxonomy places the organism in Eukaryota, Metazoa, Chordata, Lepidosauria, Squamata, Elapidae.